Molecule: messenger RNA, 6203 nt
Organism: Labrus bergylta (ballan wrasse)
Lineage: Eukaryota; Metazoa; Chordata; Actinopteri; Labriformes; Labridae
Source: RefSeq, a predicted model, not a curated record
ACAGAAAACAUUUUUUCUCACAUGUCUCAGUCCUUCCCACAAAACAGUGACGUGAUUGUAAAAGCUACAGUAACCUCGGUCAUCUCAACACAAUGAAAAGCAGGGAGUGGACUUGGGGGGGUUUGUCCAGCGCUUUAACUUUCACUCUUGUUCUCGCUCCAGGGUUAACCUUUCCGUUAAUUUACUUCCAAUACCAUCAGGAAACACACAAUGCUUUUCUGUGAAGUGAUUUUUGUUUUGUCUUUGAUGACAUUUCUACUCGACUUCCACGCGUCGGGCUGUGUUUUCAACUGUACAGAUAAACCUGUGUUCACUCCAUCCCGGCUUGUCGUCAAGUAUGGUGACCCAGCGUCUGUGAUCUGCAAUGCAUGUCAGCAAGAAUGCCUCAACGAAAUAUUUAACAUAGAGCAUUCUGUGGGAAAGGUAACAAAAAACAGAACCACAAUUUCCUGGAAUAUUGAUAACUUCACUGAAUGGACAGCUCGUCUCCAGUGCUAUUACAAUAAGGCUGCUGAGAAUGUUUAUGAUCCUGAUGUCCAGUGCUGUACCAUCCUGCCCCUAACCUUAUACAAGCCCCCAGAUAAGGUGUCCAUCAGCUUUGCUAACCACACCGGGCCAUUGAUAGAGGCUCAUCCGUACACUCUGCAGUGUACAGUACAUAAUGUUGCUCCUGUUGAAAAAGUCAUGGCAAUCUUCUACAGAGGACAUUCAGUUGUUGGUCAAGUACAGGUUAACAACAGUUAUGGGAAAAAACCAAUGACUCAUUCCUAUACUUUGGACGUCACCCCCCAUAAAGGUGAAGAUGAUGCUGCGUAUUGGUGUGCAGCAGAGCUUGUCCUGGGACCUGAAGGACCACAGCCCCCUCCAGUGGUGAUAUCUCAAAACAUGACUACCACUGUAUACUAUGCGCCUAAGCUACAGGUGCCAAAACAUCCAGGGUUGAUCACCAUCAAUGAAGGAAACCAGCUAAAACUGGAUUGCUCGUCUGAUGGAAACCCGAGUCCCUCAUACAACUGGACGCUUCCAUCGGGUAGCCUUCACUGGAGCAGCAUCCUCACUUUCGAAUCUGCAGCUGCUGAACAUGAGGGCAAGUACACCUGUACUGUCAGCAACGGCUAUUGGAACUUCACUGAGGAGUUUCAUGUGAAAGUCCAUGCCAACAACAUCGUAUACAUUAUACUUGGUAUACUAGUUGCUGUUGUUCUGCUUGUCAUCAUUGGUGUUAUCAUAUGGACCCGCUACUACAAAAACAAACGAACGGGACAAUACGACCUGAUUUUGAGCGUUUGCCGCUUUCGCUCACCACAUUCUGCCGUGCCCACCGUAGCGUGAAGAAUGGAAGUCAAGAGGCUCCCCUGUGGCUGAAACAAACCAUGAGCCACAACUUCACCUGUUUGAGCCUAGUGAGCAACCUCUUCUACAUCUCCCACUCCCCCUUGUCCUGUUCUCUCUUUGUCCUGUAUUUAGAUCAAAUGUCUUUAUUUGUCUUCAGACAAUUUGUCUAUCCUAAGCACUGAAUGAAAAGAAAAUAACUUGGUACUUUCGGUAAAGCUAAGUUGAAAACUAUGUUCACUGUUUAAGGAGGGAUGUACAUAGCUUAGAGUAUUUUGUGAAUUGGUGAGUGAUACUAUGUUUUGUUAUCAAACAUUAUUCUUAUAGGAUAAAAGGGCAUUUGGUCAAAGACUAUUUUCAGCUCCAGGGUAAUAUAUAUUUGAUGUUAUUACACAAGCUAUGUCUACAUUCUCUUUAGUAUUGGUGUAAACUUUACAGAUUUGAGUUUAAGUAACUACUUGUUAGUUUGUUUGUUCAUAGUUUGGUAAAAUGGAAAGACGCUGUUUGAAGUUGAGAUGUUCACUCUUAUCACAUUAAAACAGGUUUCUUAUGUGAACUGAUAGGAGGUAAACCUCAAGAGUGAAAAUAGUCUAUAAAUACAGAUGUUUAGAUCCAAAAGAACUUGAGAAAAUGUGUAAUAUUGUCAUGUGCCAAAUCUCAAUCAAUUUCAAUAUAAAGUGAAAGUGCUGUUAUAGAGGACACAUUAUACCCCUUUUGUACCUUUUCAAACAGUCGCCUGUGGUUUGAAUGAAACAUCUGUGCUGUGCUUUGGUCAAAAUAUAACAUGAAUCAAGCACCAGAGGAGGUUUGUGACCCUGGCAGACAUAAAGUUUUGUUCUAGGCUGAGGAUGGAGUCCUUGGUUGGCGAUAUCAGGGGAGGGAAGGGGAUUUUUUUUCACAGAAACCCACUUGUGAUGUCACAAGUUGAGCAAAUUUGAAACAGAGCAUUUUUCUCUGUGCUGUAAGACUUAUGCAGACUAAAAUCAAAAGACUGGAUGGAUUUAUUUCCCAUUUUGUGGGUCGGCUGACACUCAGGUCACCUAAAUAUGUUUAAAAACACUGAAAAAGUUGAUUUUUUGAAAUUAUUUUUCAUAAUAUGUCAACAGUCACUAUACACUUUGUGCUGCUCCUUAAUACUGCCAUACAUGAGUUAAAGUGUGGAGGUCUGGGGGAAGACAUACAGAACAAAUACAGUACCGAUUUGCUUUCUUCAGAAAUGAGCACUAAGAAUCAUGAAUAUAUCCUCUUACAGAACCAACAAAACCACUCUUCUUCAAACUGAAUACAUUGAAACUUAAGGACCUGGUCAAUUUCAAAACUAUUCAAAUCAUGUCCAGAGUUCAAAAUAAACAGUUACGGAACAGUAAUAAUAAUAAUAAUAAUAAAUUUGAUUUAUAUGGUGCUUUUCUAAAUACUCAAAGACGCUUUGACAGGAAACAACAAAAAAAACAAAACAAAGCAAUAUUUAAAGAUUUGUUAAGAAAAGGGAAAAUGAAGACAACCUCAGAGGUUUAUUUAUGUACAAAAAACAAGCUGGGAAAACCAAUGUGAAACUUCAUCACAAUAAAGUGGAUUAAUCUAUGGAACAGCUGUAGUGAAGAAAUUAAAACAUGUAAAAGGAUCCUCUGCUUCCUGCUCUGUUGGGUUACAACCACGUUUCUGUCCAACGUAUACGAAACAGAUGUAGAACUGAAGAAUCAAUGAGUAAGAUGGAAUACUAUAAGAUGUAAGGUCUGUACUGUCUACCAGCUGAUGUGAGUUAUAUAUUCUAUUUGUUGUUGUGUUUUGUUGCUUAGCUAGUUAACUGUAUUCUAUGAUUUUAUUUUGAAAGCUCAGGCAUUGGUGAAGCCUAAAAGGAAAAAGGGGUAGGACUAGUUUUUUUCACUUCAUCCUACACCAUUUUCCAACAUGGACUUAAAAAAUAAUACACAACAAAAGGAAGUUCUCAUUGUUAUUUUCUUUGUCUGUUUGUAAUUUUUCUUUGCUAUUUUUAAUAUGUUUUUAAGAAAUAUAAAAUGUGAAAUGAAAGAAAAAUGUGUAAUGCUAUAAUUAUCAACAACUGUUGUGCAUAUUGGCCAUAUUGGUGUGUGUUUAUACAACACUGUAGUGAUGUGCUCGUAUUGUUUAUUUUAUUAUUUGAAUAAGUGAAAACUCUUUGUACAAACAAUAGCCUAUAGUCAGUGUCUUUAAGUGAUAUUUCAUUGCAAUUUCAAGUAAUUACAAUGGCAUCGAACUAAAAUACAACAUUCACUGCUUUCUGUUUCUUAGAUGUGUUAAUUCUAAGUAUAUACGUAGUCACAUAUUCCUGUCAUCCAGUGUCAGAGUCUGAUCUUAAAUGCCUCAUAGCAUGUGUGAAUUAUUUGUGGCCUUGCUCAUUGAUUUUGCAGUGUGACAAAAUGGAAACCAAAAGCCGCUGCAAGAACUGGGAAAAGUAAUUACAGAUUUCCUGUUUAUGAUAUGCUCUAUUGCCUGGCUAUCUUUACUCCUCCAGAACUCUUGGUUUUGUUUGAUCUUUUACGGGAAACUCCACUGUAGAGAUUUUAUCUUGGGUGGAGUGAGUUCAUGCAUCCCAGAAAUGUUUCUCUCCAACUAUUUUACACCCUUACAUACCACCUCUACUCUCCUGCCAAGAAGAAACUUAAGAGGUGAUAAGUAAAGGAGGAGGAUAAGAUACAUUUGAGCUUUUUUCUUCAGGAUUUGUAUUUCAAGAAAUUAUUUUUAUCAAAGCUGAUACGUGAUAUCAGACUUGUGUUCAUGUUGAAUUCAUUACAGAGUACAUCCAUCAAAACAUCCAUUCAUGGAUAAUGCCAGUAGGGAAUACAUUUGUGAUCAGUCGACUCUUCAAUCUCUGGAGACUGGAUUGAAAGCAUGUCCAUUAUGUCUGAUCUCCUGCAGUAAUGUGUGUACAAACCCUUCAAUUGUAAAGGAAUGACCGCUUUCAUUUUAUUCGACCUGUCAGAGCUUUAAUAGAGCUUAAUAUUUUGAUGUGUUUACAAAACGACUAGCAGCUUAAAACUGAAAGCAGUCCAGGAAACACAUGUGCAUCCUGUACUGGACCUCUUGUCCAGUCCGCAAGUAGAGAAAGUACAUUCAGUACACUCUGUGCUUGAACUCAUACACUUGUUUUGUUGUUUGAAUUUUGAACUUGAAAAAAAUCUUGGAUUUGAGACAACAUACAUGCCAGCUAUAGCAAUAUCAUAAUAACAGUGUUUAAACAUUCAAACUGAAAUUGAUAAAUGUAGGCUAUAAUAGGCCUAUAAGCAAGGUUAAUACUGUAGCCUAUAUACAAACUUCUCAUCAAAAUAAAUAGUUAUUCAGCUUUCUUUAAAUUAAGAAAGAGAAACACACCACUCUAUAUGAUUAAAUUACUGUGUUACUAUAGUUUCAUUGUGUUACAGUUAGCCUACAAUUCGACUUUUUCGUUGUAAUGAGACAAAUAAAUAGCCUAGAUGUACGACUCAACUAGCGCUUCUUGAUGACGUGCAUUGAUUGGAUUAUAGGAGCCUGUAGAAAGGGGAUUUCUGUAAACAGCUUGUAGCUUCCCUCCCUCGCUAAGAGGAUUGGGAAACUAUCAGUUUCUGGCUUGUGUAGCGACUGAAGCCGUCUCGUUUGUAGUUCAACAGCAGUGCAUUUUUCCCCCAUCUUCCACUGAACUUUUAACUGGCACUGAAAACCUGAGGAGAACAAGAAGAAGAGCUGGAGGAUGAGCACCAAAGCGGGCAUCGACUACAGCGUGUGGGAUCACAUUUAUGUGUCGGACGAUGAAGAUGUUACCAGUCCGUACGUCGACACACCGAGCUUAUUCCGAAUGAGACAUCGGUCCAGGAAGGAGAAAAUGGCUGAGUUUCAGCAGAGAGGGGAAGACCUGGAGUUUAACUUUGCAGAAUGCAAGACCCUUAUAAAGGAAGUCCAGGGACAUCUUAAAAAGCUGGAAGAAGAAAAGCAGGAGGGCGAGGAGGACGAGGAGAGAGAGGUUGAGUUGAAAAGGGUCCAGGCUGAGCUGAAAAAACUGAAAAAAGAUGAAAAGUCAUAUGAAAAAUCCAUCGAAGAAUACCGACGAGAAGAAAAGAAACUGCCUUGGAAUGUGGACACUCUCAGUAAAGAAGGAUUCAGCAAAAGUGUUCUCAACAUCAAGCCUGUGACUGAGGAGAAAACUGGGGAGGAAAAGGUGGAGAAGCACAAGACUUUUGUGGAGAAGUAUUCAAAGGAAAUCAAACACUUUGGUAUGUUGCAUCGCUGGGAUGACAGUCAGAAGUAUCUGUCAGAUAACCCACAUCUGGUGUGUGAAGAAACUGCUAAUUGCCUUGUUGUCAUCUGUAUUGAUUAUGAGAUCGAUGAGAAACAUGCUCUGAUGGAGCAGGUGGCCCACCAGGCCAUAGUCAUGCAGUUCAUCUUGGAUUUGGCUCGGACGCUAAAAGUCGACCCAAGAGGAUGCUUCAGAGAAUUCUUCUCGAAGAUUAAGACUGCGGACAAGCAAUACCUGGACAUGUUCGACCAUGAACUGGAGUUGUUGAAGAAAAGGAUCCGCAGCUGUGCACAGAGUCGUAUGGAGAGCGCUAUGAAGGAGCUAGAGGAAGAGGAGAAGCAGAAGAGACUGGGCCCAGGUGGUUUAGACCCUGUAGAGGUUUAUGAAACACUGCCAAAGGAAAUACAGAGGAGCUUUGAUGAGAAGAACAUUCAGAUGCUGCAGGAAGCUAUAAACAAACUACACCCUUUGGAAGGAAAGUACCAUCUGACGAGGUGCAUUAAGUCUGGACUGUGGGUGCCUGAAUCAGAAGAGGGCAAUGACGAAGAUGAUGAAGACGAUGAAGAUGAUUAAUCAGAGAAGGAGGAACAUACAUGAGUUGUGAUAAAGAAGUGGAAUAAUUCGA